AUGUUCAUUCCAGGAAUUGUCCAGGCCCUCGUUGCCGCCCUCACCUUUGGCAUCGUUCUCAACGCCGCGUCCGCCGCCGUCUUUCUUUUCGCAAAGGGCCAUGGCUCAAAGAUCUUUCGGGACGGCCUGAGGCUGGUCCUCAUCACAUUCCUUGCUUCCGCAGCCCUGUGGGCUCAAAUCGACUUCGCCGCCCUUACUAUCGAUCCGACUGCGACCUCCGGGUGCCAAGUCGCCGUAAUAUUUACUACCAUUUUCGACCAGUUGGCCCGUUUCGCCAUCGAACAAUACCUGCUAUGGGCAAUCAAUUCAAACGCCAAGGCGCCGACGGGCGCCAUCAUUCCCCAGGCGGUCAUUGGAACCCGUUUUGUGCUGGGCGCUGUGUUCGUCGGCUUUCAGAAACCACAGAUUGCCACCGUCUGCGUGUCCAAGACCGACGUUUUGCCAAUCGGUGUUGUCAUCAUGGUCACGGACUUUCUCAUCAUCGGUAUGCUCGCCUUCAGGGCGAGCUCUCUCGGUCUCAUCGCGGAGGCCAAAAGCGGCCAGGCUGGUGCUCAGGGUAAAAAGGCCGUCCUGUGGAUCAUGGGUGGACAUGGUGCGUGGACUGCAAUUACUCACCCUGACGCGCAGUCACCGCGUAACAUAAGCUCCAGCAGAGAUCUUGGCACCUCCGAUUCCGACUACCCGCCAACCCGGUACGAAGAUCUCAAGGCCGGUACCAUCACUACCGUGACCACCUUCGGACAACCUAGAGAAGCGCCGCGUCCCGAGAUCCAGGCAGGCGCUGGUGGUUCUUUGCCCAUCAUUGCCGGCUCCGUACCUGGCCAAGCUGCUAUCGGUGUCGGAGGGGUUCCUGUCCAGGGUCAACUCUUCCCUCCCAUACGUGCGCAGACCGCCCCCGUCCGAGAAGGCAGAAGGUUGGAAAACGCACCGAAGCCGCAGUACAAGAGAAGCAUCUUCGAUCGAGGAGGGCCUGGCGCAAGCAUUAAGAACGCCAUCUCCAACCCGAUUCUUCAGGAGAGCGGCGAGCGCAACCCUCUCAACAAGAUCGCAACCAUCGACCUGGCGACCGCCGCACAGAAUGACCGGGAGAAAAGGGACAACGACAUGGCAACUAUGCAAAGAUUGCCGAGCUUGAUUGCACAACGCCCCGCUCCUCAACCACCAGCGAUCACGCCAGAGGAGGCCCUCAAGCGAGCCCAGAGCAUGAAGCGUAAAGAGGUUGGCCCGACAUCGCCCCCAGCGGCGCCUCAGCCCCUCAAGUCUGCUGGAUUGAUGUCAAAUCCUCCAGCGACAACCUCAUCCGCUCAGCUCUCUCCAGGAGUUGAGGAACUGAGGCGGAGAUCGCCUCGUCAAAUGCCGGAGGCUCUUCCACCCAAGGAAGAAUCUAGGCCGGUCACGCCGCCAAGGUCGGCAGCUCCUCUAAGCUCCGUUUCUCCACCUCGUCCGCCCCGGCCGGAACGACCCCUCAGUCCCUUUGAGACGAUGGAGAGAUCUGGCAGUCAAAAAACCACUGAUAGGUCUGUUAGUCAGAGAACGAUCGACAGGUCUGCCAGCCAGAAAUCAACAUCCACCACCGUCCAAGCCAUGUCACCUCCAACCGCCCUGGUGCCGCCUCCUCCCCCAAAGAGCGCUGCUCGCCUGACAUCACCAAAGAAGGACCUCCCGUCAACAUGGCCCAUCCAAUCGUCUGUUGAUCCGACGAUCCGACCAUCUAGGAGCAAGCCGUUGUCGCCCAAGAACCAGAACCAGAACCAGAGCCAGGACGGCUCUAGUGGGCCAGGUCUACAACGACGACCAACGACGACGGGUUUGCCAUCCAACCCCAGAGCGAUGACGAUGCGACCUCUUCCCAAGGAAGCAAUGGUGCCAAAUGAACAGACGGUCAUGUUCGUGAAUAACAUUCAGUAUAAUGACCCGACAGCAGUGCAGAACAUCAUUCAGGGUGCGGUCAAUCAAGCCGCCAAGACUCCUCUUGGGUUGCAGUCCCCCGGUUCAGCGCUGAAGUCAUCCGGCUCCGUUGUUCAUCGACCACGUCCAAUUCCAAGGCAACAGGGUAAGGAUCGCUCGGUGUUUCCCGCGGAAGAUACUCCCAACCACAAGCGGAGCAAGUCCGGAGGCUCCAUCAUCAGCAGAAAGUCAAUCCUGCUGUCAAAUCCGGGGAGCCCUACUCAAUUGCCUCCUCUCCCGCCCCCGCCUAAGAGUGCCGGCAAUCCCAUUCGGCCGCUGCCUAAUGACACGAAGAGCAUGACAUUCGAUGAGAAGAUGGACCUCUUUUUUCCCAGGCCGCCCAGCAGCUCCGACGCUGGUUCCAAGGCCAGGGAAUCGGUUCCUGAGAUGCCGGUUUUGCCCGCAGCUUACAAGAUUGAAAACAACGCUAUGGUCGAGGGCAAAGGAGGGUGGGAUACAGACAGCAGCCGUGUUCAAUCAAAGAUGUCGUCUGACAUCUCCACCAAGACUUCAGUGCGCACACAGAGUAUCCUCGAUAUUGACGAGCCUCAGCAUCCCUUGAACUACCCUCGGAACACGUCUAAGUUCAGUGUCGACACUUCGAUUGUCACUGGAAGAGGCCUUGCCGAAGACCGCGACUCGUGGAUUCCCGAUCUGCCCGUUCACGAACGCGCCCAGGGCAAAUCAUACGACGGAGCCAAGCGCCAGUCGUCUCCGGUCCUUCCUACUCGAAACCCAAGCCUCUCGGAAUUCAGCGAGUCGAGAACCCAUGACGAGGUUGCGACGACAAACUGGGGAUCAAUCCAUUCGCCUGUCGCUGCUGUGAACCUUCAAGACGUCACGCACAUGCCUAAACCCACCUGGAUUCAACCACGCGACGUAUCGAUGAUUAGCCACGGUGACGGCAAGGAGGUCAUUGACAUUAUGUUGGACGCUUCUGUAGAGCACGAGAGAGACUUCGUGCCUUCUAUACAGGACGGACCAGCCGAUCUCCCUGACGUGAGUGUCGCCAAUCGGGGCGCCCGUUGGCACCGUCGUAUUGGCGACGAGUGCGUGACGUUCUCGGAGCGUAAGGAGAAGGUCAACUCACGUCGGAUGCCACCGCCAACACCACUGCAGCUCAAGUCGCCUUCUAGGAGGAUGAAUGCUGUGGUGCUGCAGGUGGCGGAGCCGUCUCCGCUGGAGUCGCCGCAACACGCCUACGAGAUGAUCCAGGCGCAACUCAAGAAGCUCGAGGAACCCAACAGGGACUCUUAUGAGAGCCAGGGACAAAGAAUCCGCCUCCUUGAGUCUCUCGAAGCUGAAAUGGGUCAGCAAGAAAACCAAUGGCACGAGAUGCAGCAUGGCCUUAGCCGCGAUUCCUUCUCCACGAAUGGGACGACUUCUGUUCGCAACUCGCAGCAAGAGCCGUCGAAUGUCAGUGUGCAUUCGAGGGAUUCUUCCCUGCACUCCAACAUUGCGGCAGAUCGACGCGCAUCGCGUCGCGCUCGGAUGCAGAGCGGAGUUAGCCUGAACAAGUCGUCCUACGAAGACCUCAGAAGCGCCGCCUCAUCCAGCUCCUCCAACGACAAUCGCACUAGCCUCUGGCAACGGCGACUCAACGACGCGCAGAUGGAGUAUAUGGAGAAUGCGACCGAACUAUUGGCCAAGCGGAAUCUCAAUUUCUUGUCUGUCUCAAAGGCGCGUGUAAGUGCGCAGUUGGGUAGUCCUACCCCACCGGACACCGACGAGUCCGAGGGCGUCGACGCUCAGAUUCUCGCGACGCUCAUGCCGAAGGAGCGAGCUGCACCAGAGGGACAUCUUUGGGCACCCGUCUCGCCACUAUCUUCUGAGCGCGAAACAGCGCUGCUCUGGGCCCCGACCCACGAUGUGGCAAGCGAGCCCACUCAAAGCGGACAAGCUGCCGUCGUGCUCCCUGGACUAUCAGUCCGCCCUGCCGCGCGCAAGACCUCCGAGCCUCUAGUCAUCGAGAGCUUCCAAUUAUGGCAGUCGGAUCACACUGCCGCUAAAAAGCUGCGCAUCUCUUUCACCAAGUCCCUCUGGCGAGCUUCGUUUGUUGCUGAGCCUCCCAAGACCCAGGCUCGUCCCCUCACACAGCGACCCCCAAGGCGAAGCAAGCGCAUCACCGCCCUUCCUGAUAUUCUUGAGAACCCCGAGCCGCUUCCAGACAAGCGCGGCACCCUUGGCAUCUUCCAGUUCCCUUGGGGCGAGAAGUCAGAUACUGCGACUGUCCAACCGCGACCCCGCCAAAUGUUCAUGGCCAUGCCUGGUACCAUGUCCACCGGAGGAUCAGCAGUCCGCGCGGCUCUGGAGGCUCGCGCGCAACAGCUCCAGGCUCAGGAAUACUCUUCCUCGUUCUUCGACGACUAUGACGAGGAAGAGGAGGGCGACGAUGAGGUGUCGGACAUUGACGAGGAUGAUGAGAGCGACGACGGUUUCGAUGAGACCACGCUGUGGGAGAUUGCCAGUCUCUUGCAGUCGGACCAAGUUCCCUCCAAGAACAGCCUGCUCCCCCAGCCGCAAUACUACCGUCCCGACUCUCUCGUUGAGGACGAGUACGUUUCCCAGGGUUCCUCUGAGUAUCCCUCCGAGGACGAGAAAACGGCCAAUGAUGAAGACGAUACCAAGCAUGACUCCGUGGUUAUUACUGUUGCUGCCGAAGAAGUGCGGUCGUCGCCCGAGACGUCGUCCCUGCUUUGGACCGGGAAGCCCAAGCGUUUCGUUAGUGUCCGUCUCCCACCAGGGCUGCCGCAGCCUGACGCACGUACUUGGACAGCGUAUAUGGAUACGAUGAACGCUCCUCCUCGUAUCCAGACUCAGCUUCUUGAACCUGCAAUCAUCCACAGCAAUAAUCUCUGGAUCGCUCCUCUGAAGCUCGUCGAAACACCGAACAGCGGCACCCUCUGGACACGAUCGCAGCUCAAGACAAUGGCGACGCCGGUGACCAAGCCUCAGACCAUGAAGAGCUUGUGGGCCGCUUCUCCUACAAUCGUCGAGACGGAGGCCACGGGUCUCUUCAACAUUGACUACAAGCGCAUCACCUUCAGGACAACUUCUGCGUCUCCCGUUGGCCUGACCGUGUCGUCGACCGCUCGCGUUAUUGUUGAAGCACUCCCUACUCUGACCUCAAACAGCCUCUGGACAUCGCCACGGACACCAGCCAAGUCUCUCUGGAAUGCCCCCGCCGUCAUUGUCGAAGUGGUAUACGAGGGACUUUUCGAUGCCGGCCACAAGCGCGCAACUUUCAAGACUACCUCUGCCUUGCCCAUUGGUGUAAGCAUGUCUUCGACGGCACGUGUGAGCUUUGAAGCUCUUCCUUCCCUCACUUCCACCAGCCUUUGGGUUGCCUCCCCCACCAAGCCUGUUGUACACGAUUGGAUCUCCGUUGCUUCAGCAAGGCCCAGCUCACCUUCAAAUGCCGGCUCAUCUGGCCGAUCAACACCCAGCCUGGACACAGCUUCAACGCGGUCAGUUGUAUCGGAAGCCGUGUCCGAGUUCGAACCACUACCGGAGGUGCCUGUUAAGAAACCCACCUGGUGGGAGAACGAAUCCGACAAGCCCCAGGAACCACUUCGCCGUACUGAAGCUAGCUCCGCAGACUGGGAAGCUGCACUGAACGAGGCUAUCGGAGAAAUAUCAGCUUCGGCUCCUCUUGUCCGAACCAUUGCCAGCCCCGCUGAAUGGGUUGACGCUCUGAACAAAGCCAUCUCUGCCUCUGCGACCCCUGCUAAUCUCACCCGCAACGAGGCUAGCCCUGAGCAGUGGCAGGAAGCUUUAAAUGAGGCCAUCGCUGCAUCCGCCUACCCUGUCGAAGCGCCUUUCGAGCAAGAGGACGAGCAGCCUCGAUUCGUUGAGCAGUUCAACUUUGAACAACAACCGUAUGCCGAGCAGCCCGAAUUUGAGCAGCAGCCGUACUACGAGCAGCAACAACUCGAGCAGCAGGCAUACGAGCAACAACAGUUCGAGCAGCAGGAGUAUGAGCGACGCUUGUACGAGCAACAGCAGUAUGAGCAGCGUCUUUUCGAGCAGCAGCAAUAUAAUCAGAGACUGCUCGAGCAACAGAUGUAUCAGCAGCAACAAUACUACCAGCAGCAGCAGUUCGAGCCUCAGUUUGAUCCACAGUACGAUGAGCAGUAUGAGCAGCCCGCCGAGCCGCAAUUCGAGCAGCGAGCCGAGCCCGAGAUCUUCCUCCAACCGACGCAGUACGUACAGCCUGCGCGCGAGGCCGAUACCGAGUCUGAGUAUGACCCGGAGCCCGAGUUCGAGCCUGCGCCGUCUCCCUUGCCCAUGAGCACAACUACCACGUCUCUGUGGUCCGCGCCCGAGGUGACAACUCCGGAGGAAAACAGAAACAUGUGGACUCUGCCCGCGAAGCCUUUCCGUCACUCUUUCGACGCCACUCCCCUGACGCCAGAGGACUCCGAAUCUCGCGAGUUGCGUCUCAAGCGAACCAAGGCCCAGACUCGCGCCACCGGCCUCGUCAGCUUUGAGGGCCACUCCAUGUGGACGCAGUCCGCGCCUACAACACCCAUCGUUCCCAUGUGGUCGGCUCCAAAGGUCAUCAUUCCCAAAGACAACGGCAUCAUGUGGAUUGCUCCCACGAAGCCGGCGCUGCACGCCUACGACUCCGCGCCAUUGACCCCCGAGGAUUCUGAGUCCCGUUACCUGCGACUCAAGCGUACGCAGACGCGGUCCGCCCCCGACGCUGUGAGUUUCGCGGGUCACUCCAUGUGGAACCGCUUCUAUGGCGAGGAGCUUCAGCGCGUCGUGCCCCUCGGCGGUGGCCACAACUGGAUCGCCGGUGCCCCGUCCAAGCCCGCCUCCUAG
Messenger RNA from Colletotrichum chrysophilum, 6774 nucleotides. RefSeq lists its product as uncharacterized. NCBI's taxonomy places the organism in Eukaryota, Fungi, Ascomycota, Sordariomycetes, Glomerellales, Glomerellaceae. The record is from RefSeq and is a predicted model, not a curated record. The coding region runs from base 1 to 6774 and encodes 2257 amino acids. The transcript has 3 exons.